ACUUGUCAUUGUCAAACGAAGUUUAUUUUUGAGGUGUCGAUCCAAAAUAUUUCUAUGAAAAAAAACUUAACUUUGCAAUUUGCAAAGUAAAUAAAAUCGUGAUCAUGAGUACAAUAAUUAAAGUAGCAAACGAGCAAGAAAUUAUCAAAAAGUUAACUUCGUACAUUGAGAAAAUAUCUAACGAUGCUAUUUUGAAUCGUGGAAAGUUUUUCGUCGGCCUUUCCGGAGGUUCAGUAGUAAAGUACUUAUGUGAAGGACUGCCACAAGUGGACACAGCGUGGGAUAAAUGGGUGCUAGCUUUUUGUGACGAGAGAGUGGUGGCAGAAGAUAGUGAGGACUCGACAUUUGGGACAUACAACAAACAGUUGAUACCAAAAAUUGGUUUGGACAGACAACAGUUUGUUGUGCUUAAGCAGGGACUUUCAGCUAGUCAAGCAGCCAAAGACUACACUGAGCAGUUGUCAAAAGCAUUCCAAGGUGAUGACUUUAAAUUUGACCUGCUUCUGUUAGGCAUGGGUCCUGACGGUCACACAUGCUCCCUAUUCCCAAGUCACCCUCUCCUUGAAGAGACCACAUUGAAAGUGGCACCAAUCACUGACUCACCUAAACCUCCCCCAGAAAGAAUAACACUAACUUACCCAGUUAUAAAUAAUGCAAGAAAUUGUAUCUUCGCUAUAAGUGGAGCUGGAAAAGCAGAUAUGAUUAAACGUAUACUGAAAGAUAAAGAAGACCUGCCGGCAGGCAGAGUGAGACCAGCAACAGGUUCAGUCUACUGGAUCGUGGAUGAUGCAGCGGCAGCACAUUUAUAGAUGAUCUUUGACAUUUUUUGAUAAUGAUAUUUUGGUAGUAAGGGUAAUUUUGAUAGAAUGUAUUGUUUGUGAUACUACUUUAAUUAUGUAUAUGGUGCCUUGAAAUUUUAAAUAAAUGUUAAAUACAUUCCUAUUUUUUUAAUCAA
This is a messenger RNA of Bicyclus anynana (squinting bush brown), 955 nucleotides long. It is a transcript of the gene 6pgl, whose product is annotated as 6-phosphogluconolactonase. Lineage: Eukaryota; Metazoa; Arthropoda; Insecta; Lepidoptera; Nymphalidae. Gene Ontology annotation, biological process: carbohydrate metabolic process; pentose-phosphate shunt. The record is from RefSeq and is a predicted model, not a curated record. The coding region runs from base 105 to 809 and encodes 234 amino acids. The transcript has 4 exons. Gene Ontology annotation, molecular function: 6-phosphogluconolactonase activity.